AAUUGGCAAGACACGUGUUGCUCUCCGGCGCGGCGUCGCCUGUGGCGCGUGCGCCCACUCGCCCCGCAUCAGUUAAGUUUGGGGUUUUUUAUUUUUUAUUUAUUGUUUUUUGCAGAGAGCACGAGCGGUUACCAAAUGGAAGCCAGUGGAGUGUGGGAGUGUGAUCGGCUGGCGUCAUGCGAGAUCGAGGCGGCCGAAGCUCUGACCGGACUUGCUCGAGGCGCCGCCGCCCGCGGCGGCUGCUGUAUUUCCGCUACCCGGGAUUGCUUCUCUCAGUCUUUACAUCAGAAUCAAGCAGUGGCUACCCAACAGUGUUGCGGGAGCACAUCUGCACAUGCAUUAGUGACCGAGGAAGCAAACAGGGUUGCACCCAGUCGCUUGCGUGGAAGAGCUAAAACUACCGGCAGAGUGAGGCAACAUUUGUCGGAGAGCUCUACCACUCAGGCUGAGAAGGAAGCAUGGAGGGUUCGACGUGUCUUGGCUAAUCGAGAAUCUGCUAGGAAGACAAUUCGUCGUAGGCGGGCAAUGCACCUGGAUUUGACCAGGAAGGUGGCUUUUUUGUCCGACGAGAACAAGAACCUAAAGAAGGAAAAGGAGCUGGCUGUGAAGAAUUAUUGUUCUCUGAAAGGUAGAAAUGAGUUUCUCAAACUGCAGAUGAAAAAUAGAGCGGAACCAAGAGGGGCUCAAAAAGAACUGAAGUCAUCUGGGAUGGAGCUUGCAAGUUCUACCACGCAAACUCCAACUUGUUUAUAUAACCAGCACUCUUCAGUUCCUUUCUUCUGGCCAUCUGUUGUUCCACAUCUUAAUGUUUUCCCGCUGCCAUGUGUUUCCUUUCCCGAUGGAACCUGUUCGUCUCAACUUCCUAUGCGACAACGUAAAGAGUCACCCUCUUCGCAUCAUGGCAGAGAAAUUACCAUGGGGAAUACGAAACCGGGAAAUGCCUUGUUUGUUAUACCAGUGCCUUGGUUACUUCCUGUCCUUAACCACAGCAAUGCACCUAAGUUGCAUGCUGAUGCUAGCGGAGCUUCGAAGGAGACUUUAUCGUCUCACCAAUGCAGUUUGUCUUCCCCCUUGAAUGUGCUACAUGCUGACAAUGCCCAUCAAUCCUUAUCAAAACCAAGAAUGAGUACAGAAGCUUCCAUAUCCUCAAGAAUUAUGCCGGUGGUUUGUCCUCAUGGUGCUGAAUGGACAUUUCCAGAAGACAGGGGGUGUCAUCUUAAAGGCAACGUUCUUGUGACAGAGCCGUUGGGCUGUGUCAGACCUGUGGAGUGUCCCAGGUCCAUUAGACGCCCCCGGGCAGAUGACGUUAAUGAUCUCAGAAACAUUUCUGUCUCCAAGACACCACAUAGUUUACUGAAGAAGAAUCAAGAGUUUCUAAGCUUCAAGCAAAAGAAGUCGGAAAAUAUUUAUGCAGCCAUCAAUGCCAGGAAGAGGAGAAAGGAACUGAUGCAAAUGAAGAACAACAUCAAUUGCCGUCAUUUUCGCAUGCACAGCACGGGCAGUUGAGUUCUUAAAGAGCUAAGCCAAGGUUUCCUGUAUUUCUGUUUAAGUUAAUCUAGAUAACUUGGUUAGAAGGUAGAGGUUUUGUAUAUAUCUUAAGACGUUCAACCAGAGUGUAAAUCUUUAUAUAUAUUAGAAGUACACCUAGAGUAUCUUUUACAUAAUGUUUGUGCGUAUAAAUAAAUGUUUG
Messenger RNA from Andrographis paniculata, 1690 nucleotides. RefSeq lists its product as uncharacterized. The record is from RefSeq and is a predicted model, not a curated record. Lineage: Eukaryota; Viridiplantae; Streptophyta; Magnoliopsida; Lamiales; Acanthaceae. Gene Ontology annotation, molecular function: sequence-specific DNA binding; DNA-binding transcription factor activity. Gene Ontology annotation, cellular component: nucleus. The transcript has 6 exons. Bases 136 to 1506 code for a protein of 456 amino acids. Gene Ontology annotation, biological process: regulation of DNA-templated transcription.